CCAGUCAGUCAAGUCACACGAAAGCCUCUCAUAAAUACGCAAAACCCCACCCCACCCCACACCAGAAAUCAAUUACGUUUUCAGCAACAAACAAACAACAAACCCUCAAUAAACCCCAAAUCACGGAACCACAAAUUGAAUUCUCUGUAUGGAAGUUGAACCUCCGAAUGUGAAUCUCUUCUCUCCAAGCAUUCUUCUGUCCAACAGGGAGAUGAUUGAUCAAGGAAAUAAGAAUGUGUACGACGAUGGUGUGAGAUUUGGAUAUGGAAUGGGGGAGAUGGAGAGUGGAAGCGGACUGCUUCCGAUGUAUGUUUCGCCUGGAAUGAUGAUAGAUACGAUUCCGGCGACUGGUUUGAAAGCCGAUAGCGGACUCACUUACAGUCUUCCGAUUUCGAGGAAACGUUCGCGUGAUUCGUCUUCGUUUGAUCCGACGGUUUUAUCUUUUCCGAAUGUUCAGUUUGUGAAUCAGAACCAGAAUGCAACGUUUACGUUUCUCGGUCAUGACAUCUCCAUGCAAAUCUAUCAACAACAGCUUGAGAUUGAUCGGUUCAUUGCUCUUCAGACGGAAAAGUUGAGAACGGAGAUCGAAGCAACGCGAAGGAGAAACUCGAUGAGGUUAAUCGCAGCAGCGGAGGAAGGAAUCAAGAAGAGAUUGAGAUCUAAAGACGAGGAAAUCGUGAAGAUCAGCAAGUUGAAUUCUGCUUUAGAAGAAAAAGUGAAAUCCCUAAGCGUAGAGAAUCAAAUAUGGCAACAAAUGGCUCAAACAAACGAAGCUACAGCCAACGUUCUACGUCGCAAUCUUCAAAGAAUCCUAACCCAAAUUCAACAACAACAACAACAAAAUCAAACCGAUUACGCAGAUAAUAAUAAAACUUCAGUCGACGAUGUUGAAUCAUGCUGCGGAAGCAAUUACGAGGAAGAAGAGCAGAUUGAACAGAAGGUGCAGAAAUUGUGGGAAGGUGGAGUCAUGCGUGUUACUGCUACCUUGCAGACAUCUCUGUAUCUGUACUGA
This is a messenger RNA of Lactuca virosa, 1012 nucleotides long. Lineage: Eukaryota; Viridiplantae; Streptophyta; Magnoliopsida; Asterales; Asteraceae. The record is from the annotation of a GenBank genome assembly.